Molecule: messenger RNA, 258 nt
Organism: Lactuca saligna
Lineage: Eukaryota; Viridiplantae; Streptophyta; Magnoliopsida; Asterales; Asteraceae
Source: the annotation of a GenBank genome assembly
AUGGGUCAACAGGUGGGACCCAAAGUGGAAUCGGAAGAGUAUGUGGUAACUGAUUACGAAUAUGAUGAAUCUGACUGGGAGUCAGAUGAAGGAAAGGAUGUUGAGGAGGUGCACAAUGAACCCCACCUAUUGAAAGCCCCAUCAGAUCCACGCACGUUUCAGAAGAGUGAUGCAUACCAUUUACGCUCUCUUGAGGAAGAAAUAACAAAUAUCAAGCGUCAAUGCGUUGCAACCGAAGCAAGGGCUCUCGACGAUUGA